Molecule: messenger RNA, 1860 nt
Organism: Pyrus x bretschneideri (Chinese white pear)
Lineage: Eukaryota; Viridiplantae; Streptophyta; Magnoliopsida; Rosales; Rosaceae
Exons: 4
Coding region: 1-1860 (619 amino acids)
Biological process (GO): DNA integration
Molecular function (GO): nucleic acid binding
Source: RefSeq, a predicted model, not a curated record
AUGAAGAUCAUUUUCUGUUCACACGAACUGUGGGAUCUGGUUGAAAAUGGGUAUGAAACUCCAAUGAAGAAGGAGGAGGAGCUCACGGGGGCAGAAAAGAAGCUAAUGCGUGAGAAUGUGGUCAAGGAUGCUAGAGCACUUGGAAUCAUCCAAGGUGCUGUUUCAGAUCAAAUUUUUCCAAGAAUCGCAACCCAGGAAAGUGCAAAGGUUGCGUGGGACAUUCUAAAACAAGAAUUCGUUGGUGAUAAGCAAGUACGAUCUAUGAAACUUCAAGGUCUUAGACGAGAUUUUGAAUAUAUUCAUAUGAAUGACAGUGAAUCGCUCUCUAUGUAUAUUGCUAAAUUGUUCGAUCUGAUUAAUCAAAUGAGAAGUUAUGGUGAAGAUCUGAGUAAUCAAAGAAUUUUUCAAAAAUUGCUGAUUAGCUUGCCUAAAUCCUAUGAUAGUAUUGCAGCUGUGGUAGAAAAUACUAAGGAUUUGGAUACCAUAGAUGCUCAGGAUGUUGUUGCAAUUUUGAAGGGUUAUGAACAAAGGCUUGAUAAACAUGGUGAGGGUAGUAUGGAGAAAGCAUUUGCUAGUUUGAACAUUGCAUCAAAAUCAAAUAGGUUUAAUGGUCAAACAAACAAUGGCAAAUACCAAAAAAACUUUAGGCCAAAAAGGAAACAAUGGAGUAACAAGGCUGAUUGGGGUAAUAAGGCUAGUUUCCCUGUGAAGAAUGAUGCACAUAACACCGGGGAUAAAGGUGAAUUCUAUGAUAGACUUCACUAUGAGGAGUGUUGGGUUAAGAACAAGGUCAAGUGUCAUAAGUGUAGCAAAAUUGGGCGUACUGCAAGAUACUAUAAUGCAAACAAGGCUAUGCAACAAGUGAAUUUUGCUAAUCAGGUUGAAGAAACUGGAAACCUAUUAUAUGCUAAUCAUUCUAAAGAAGUAAGGAAAAUAAGCGAUGAAUUGUACAUAGAUAGUGGAUGUAGUAAUCAUAUGACAUCCAAGGAAAAUUUGCUUGUUGACAUUGACAGAAGGGUGAAAGCCAAAGUCCAAGUAGGCAUUGGAGCCUUGGUUGAAGUGGCAGGAAAAAGGACACUGAUCAUUGAAACAAUGAAGGGUAGGAGAUAUAUAAAGGAAGUUAUGCUUGUAUCUGGUCUUGUAGAGAAUUUGCUAAGUGUAGGACAGAUGACUGAGCAUGUUGCCUUCCAUGUGUUUAAGAAGUUUAAAGCUAUAGUAGAGCUUCAAUGUGGAUACUCUGUGAAGAGGUUGAGAAAAGAUAGGGGAGAAGAGUUCACUUCAAAUGAUUUUGGGAAGUUCUGUGAAGACCUGGGGAUAGAAAGACAACUCACUGUUGCAUAUUCUCCACAACAUAAUGGAGUUGCAGAAAGGAAAAACAUGAUUGUUGUGGAGAUGGCAAAAUAUGUUCUCAAGUCCAAAUUGAAGACUCUCCAGCUACAGUCUCUGGUGAACCACGCAGUUCAAGAUGAGGCAUGGAAAAAGGCAAUGGAAGAUGAAAUGAGCAUGAUUGAGAAGAACCAGACAUGGGAAUUGGUAAGGAGACCAUUUGAUAAGCUUGUGAUUGGGGUAAACUGGGUUUAUAAAACUAAGUUGAAAUUAGAUGGCUCGGUUCAAAAGAAUAAGGCUAGGCUAGUUGCAAAAGGCUAUGCACAAAAGCCUAGGGUAAACUAUAAUGAAACACUUGCACCCGUGGCAAGGUUGGAUAUCAUAAGAACCCUUAUUGCACUGGCUGCAAAGAACAAUUGGAAGUUGUUUCAAUUGGAUGUGAAAUCGGCUUUCUUAAAUGGGGUACUUGAAGAUGAGGUGUAUGUAGAUCAGCCAGAUGGAUUCAUUGUGCAAGGAAAUGAGGAUAAGGUGUAA